This is a messenger RNA of Syngnathus typhle (broad-nosed pipefish), 1921 nucleotides long. It is a transcript of the gene mdfic, whose product is annotated as MyoD family inhibitor domain containing. The coding region runs from base 277 to 951 and encodes 224 amino acids. The record is from RefSeq and is a predicted model, not a curated record. The transcript is spliced from 5 exons. Lineage: Eukaryota; Metazoa; Chordata; Actinopteri; Syngnathiformes; Syngnathidae.
CCUCUGAAGGAAGAAAAAAAAAAAAGUUUGGGACGUGCGUCAGACACAUCUGCGCAUAGUCAAACUUUUGGACGCUGCAGCUUGGACACACACGACUCGUCUCCAAAAGUUUACGGUUAUUAGUCGUGCUUACUUUUCACCUCCGAGCAGUUUCCGCCAAAAAAAAAUAAGGAUGGGAGUGAGCGCGUCAGAUUUGAAGCGAAGGAAGUGACAUGUUGUGAAAGCCUAAUGAGGUGACUUUUUCUCCUCUGGCAAAAGAAGAACUUUGACGGUUCCAUGUCCGCGGAGACCGGACACCCUCCACGGGGGCCAGAUAGAAGCCCAAAACCGGAGACCGGCUCCUCUUUGCAGCCCCUCAUUCACGAUGCUGAACCAUCGGGACCAUCGUCCGGUCACGUGACUCAGGAGGACCACUUUGAGCCAAUCAGAAAUCAACCUCAGAUUGAAAAAGGACAAAAUGAUGUCGGGCCCCCCGCGGCCGAUGCGAGGACAACGUGCAAAUGCUCCUGCGGCAAUGGCGUCGCAGGAGGGCCGACCGCUGCCACGAGAGCAACGACGGCGGUGGCCACCAGGGGGCCGGCCACGCCGGUUUCGCAGAAAAUGCAACGAAAGUUAAAAUCCAGCCUGUCGGUCAACAGCGACGGCAGCCGGCAAAGCUCCACCGGAUCGUCGAAGACGCCUUUACCGGAAGACUGCUGCGUGCACUCCAUCCUGGCGUGCCUCUUCUGCGAGUUCCUAACGCUUUGCAACCUGGUGGUGGCGCCGGCGUGGUGCGGCCCGUGCGCCUCCGAGUCGUCGUGGUGCUGCUGCUGCUGCUGCUGCGCCGAGGACAUGGGCGACGACUGCAACUGCCCCUGCGACAUGGACUGCGGCAUCAUGGACGCCUGCUGCGAGUCGUCGGAUUGCUUGGAAAUCUGCAUGGAAUGCUGCGGCAUCUGUUUCCCCUCGUAGGGACGCCUCUUCCAUUUUGUUUCUCGCUCUUCCAGUACUACAACACUGUAAAAUGUGACAUCUCAUGUUUAUGUAUCCAUAUCUACUGUCAUGGAAUUUCAGGAAGGGGCUGAUCAGGAAUUGAAAUCGCCCGCCGACUCGCAACGAGGCGCUCGCUGUCGUAUUGUUUUUGGCAACUAAUGAGGCGAGAGGCAUUUUUGUAGCUCGUCUCCGCUCGGCCGCUAGAUGCUCAGGCGUGCUCAUUACCGGCGCUACUUGCUAACGGAUAGCAAAUUGUUACUAGCUAACAAAGAUAUCUUUCUGCCAUUUCGUACUAGAUUACCGUAUUUUCCGGCCUAUAAGGCGCACCGGACUAUAAGGCGCACCUUCAAUGAAUGGCCCAUUUUAAAACUUUAUCCUUAUAUAAGGCGCACCGGACUAUAAGGCGCACCAUUAAUGCAUCAUGUCAGAUUUUUAAUCCAAAUCAAAUCAUUCUCCAUUUUAUCUUUUUUAUUUCAACUUCAGACGGAACAAAUUAUUUUAUAAUCAUAAAGUAAUGAUCCAUAGUCUUUUUGAGUCAUGAUUCAUAGUCUUCAGCGGGCCACUUAUGAUUGAUUUCAUGACACAAUGCUUUGGGCCAGUUUAAAUUUAGGAAUUUGGUCCAUAUAUAAGGCGCACCGGGCUAUAAGGCGCACUGUUGGUUUUUGAGAAAAUUUUAGGUUUUUAGGUGCGCCUUAUAGGGCGGAAAAUACGGUACUUGGAUUUUACUUUAGUUCAGUCAUCCAGUUGGCCAACUUUUACUGUUGAGAAAGCACAAUGUGAAGAUUUUUUGGGGGAGAUAACUUAGCUACAGAAGUCCUUUUAAGAUUUGACUCAUUUUCAAGCUUUACAAUUUGAUGUAUUGGUUAAAAUUUCUCUUAUUGUUGCUGUUGUACAUUAUUUCUGAAUUUUAAAAUAAACAGUCGUGUAUUCACAUCGUGCAACUUUUGAA